Molecule: messenger RNA, 1168 nt
Organism: Aspergillus alliaceus
Lineage: Eukaryota; Fungi; Ascomycota; Eurotiomycetes; Eurotiales; Aspergillaceae
Product: haloacid dehalogenase superfamily protein
Exons: 3
Coding region: 95-976 (293 amino acids)
Molecular function (GO): phosphatase activity
Source: RefSeq, a predicted model, not a curated record
CUUCAAUCAAUCUGCGGAGUAGGGACAAUUGAUUGAUCUACCAGUCGACAUCCACGUCCUAUCUUGUAUAUAGAUAGACCUAUACCCACCAUAAAUGGCCAACUCCACACCAAACCUUCCCCGCGUGCGGGCAUGUCUCUUCGACAUGGACGGCCUCCUAAUCGACUCUGAAGACAAAUACACCGCCAUCACAAACUCCAUUCUCCGCGAAUUCGGCAAACCCGAACUCCCCUGGUCCAUCAAAGCCCAGCUCCAAGGCCGCCCGCAGCCAGAGGCCUUCAAAAUCUUCUUCGACUGGGCCCAACUCCCCAUCUCGCCUGAAGAAUACGCCGCAAAACAAGCAGCCCUGCAGAGCAAAUAUUUCCCUGAAUCGCAGCCCCUGCCUGGUGUGCGCGAUCUCCUGACCAAACUCCUCUCCACGCAGGCCACAGACAAGCCCGUAUACAUUGCUUUGGCUACGUCGUCGCACACCAGGAACUUUCAGUUGAAAUCGGACCAUCUACAGGAUCUCUUUGCGGCGUUCCCUGAGUCCCAGCGCGUCUUGGGUGAUGAUCCGCGGAUUGGGAAGGGAAGGGGCAAGCCCCUGCCUGAUAUCUACUUGAUUGCAUUGGAGACAAUCAAUGCUAACCUGCGGGAUAAGGGGGAGAAGGAGAUUACGCCGGAGGAGUGUCUUGUGUUUGAGGAUGCGGUGCCGGGUGUGGAGGCGGGCCGGAGAGCUGGGAUGAGGGUAGUUUGGUGUCCUCAUCCUGGGUUGCUAGGGGCUUAUAAGGGUCGGGAGGCGGAGGUCUUGGCUGGGCUGACGGGUGAGCAUAAGGAGGAGGAGAAGUCUGCAGCGGAGCAUGAGGCUGAUGAGCUUGUUGCGCGGAGAGCGGAUCGUAGCUCGGGUAAAACGGGCCAGCUUGGGGAUGGGUUUGGGGAUUUGGUUCUUACUUUGGAAAAUUUCCCUUAUGAGAAAUAUGGUAUUCAACCUGCAUAAAGUGACGCAUAGAAAACAUUAUGAUUGUCGGGGUGGAAGGUGUACAUGAAAUCUGAGAUACCCAUGUGGUGUUGCAUGAAUUACAGUCAUUUGGACGAAAAGCAAAAUGAACGGGAAAAGCCUAGAUGAACUAGGAAUAUCAUAGCUUUGGGGUCGUUACAGUCAUAAGAGAAACCAGAAGGCCUACUGUGC